Messenger RNA from Hyaloperonospora brassicae, 1215 nucleotides. The record is from the annotation of a GenBank genome assembly. NCBI's taxonomy places the organism in Eukaryota, Oomycota, Peronosporomycetes, Peronosporales, Peronosporaceae.
AUGGGCAACUACACGCUGCAGCACGUGAUCCCCGCGGUCCUAAACCUCACGCCCGAGCGGCAGGCGGCCUUGAUCGCCGAGGUCGACGCCGUCGUGCACAACACCCUCGAGCUGCGGCGGGCGUUUGCAGCCAGCGGCCGCCAACUCGACAAGUCGGCGUGGAAGCUCGUGGCCACGCGGGACGACGUGCGCGCGUACCGCUCGCGUCGCGCGGUGCACGGCGUCGAGACGUCGGCGCCGCUGCGGCCGUCUCCGACGUCGCCCACGUCGUCGUCGACGAGCUCGAGCUCCAAGUGCACGUCCCACAGCAGCGCGUGUGCGGCCGGUCUGGAGAGCGACCGGAGGCGGUCGAAACCGACCGGCCGGCCGCCGGCCGUCGUGCUGUCCGGCACGGUCGACGGCACGGAAGAAGACGCCGUGCUGGGCCUACUGGCCCACUCGGAGCAGCACUGCAUGAUGCGGCACUCGUACUUGGGCACGGAGCUCGAGGACGCGCGUCUGCUGUGCGUCUUGGCCCGGCCGACGGCCGCGCGGCCGUUCGACUUCCUUGGCGUCAAAUGGGGCCGACAGACCUACGGCCGCUUUAGUCAGCCGCGAGACUUUGUGUUCCUCGAGGCCACGGGCACGACGACCGACGCCGACGGCGCCGUCGUGGGCUACAGCGUCCGGCAGUCCACGGACCUGUCGGACGUACUCGCGCUCCCGCGGUCGCCCGACGUCCUGCGGGGCCACUUGUCCGUGUGCCACACGUUUGCCAACACGGACACGUCCACGGGCGGCGCGCGCCACCGGUCCGUCGAGAUGUUCUCGCGCGCGUUCCUCCAGUUGGACGGCGGCGUGCCCGUGAACGUCGCGGCCGCAGCGUUGGCCGAUAAACUCCUGGCGCUCGUGAACACCGCCGAGAGUGCAACGGCGUAUAAGCUCACGUGGAUGAUGCGGCAGGCGCUCCGGCACCCGCACGCGGGCGGCGUGACGCACCACUGUGCGAACUGUGUGCACAGUCUGUGUACAUUGAGCACGUUGCUGCUCCAUCGCGGCGGCGCGUGUCAGGUCUGCCGGCGCGCGUACUGCGGCAAGUGCGCAGUGACUAAAAAGAUCUCGAUCAGCAUUGGCAGUGAAGUGGUGCAGAAGUCGCUGCUCUUUUGUCUCGAGUGCCUCCUCGAGGCGAAACACCUCUCGGCGCGACAAGUGGCCGCGGACCAGCAGCGAUGGUAG